GAGGGGAUCUUGAUGAUAAUGAGAUAGCUAGACAGUUAGCAUUUUCCCUUAUCAAAUUCUCUGACCUCGUCGUUGUAGCUACAGUAGAUACUAGCAUAGUGUGUCUCAUGAGUUUCCGUUGAAUCGGAUAGUUUAAAGGGCUUUCUCUAUACAACCAGCUAGUUUGCGCGCUAAAGGGAUGUCAAAGCGUCUGCGCAACAACAGAGACUUUCAGGUCUGCGCUGAUUGUAGCGCCCCGGGCCCAUGUUGGGGCUCAGUGAACAGGGGUGUGCUGGUCUGUGAUGAGUGCUGCAGCAUCCACCGGGGUCUGGGCCGACACAGUUCCCAAGUCCGACACCUGACCCAAACACCAUGGCCCCCCUCCCAGCUACAGAUGGUUCAGACAUUGUACAGCAAUGGGUCCAACUCCAUCUGGGAGCACUGCCUUCUGGAUCCCUCAUCUAUCUCGAGUGGGAAACGCAAGGCCAACCCCCAGGACAGAGUCCAUCCCCAUAAAACGGAGUUCAUCAAGGCCAAAUAUCAGAUGCUGGCUUAUGUCCAUCGGAUGCCCUGUCGAGAGGAUGACAGUGUCACUACGAAGGACCUCAGUAAGCAACUCCACUCCAGUGUUCGGACUGGGAACCUGGAGACGUGCCUGAGACUGUUGUCUUUGGGAGCCCAGGCCAACUUCUUCCACCCGGAAAAAGGAAACACUCCGCUGCAUGUAGCAGCUAAGGCAGGCCAGGUGUCGCAGGCAGAGUUGCUGGCUGUGUAUGGGGCGGAUCCCGAUGCCCUAGACAUGGGGGGUAAGACCCCUAUUGACUACGCAAGACAAGCAGGGCAUCAGGAGCUGGCAGACAGACUGGUAGAGAUCCAGUAUGAACUCACUGACUGCCUGGCAUUUUACCUCUGUGGGAGAAGGCCAGAUCAUAGAAACGGACAGCACUUCAUAAUUCCACAAAUGGCUGACAGCAGUCUGGAUUUGUCAGAAUUUGCAAAAGCUGCAAAGAAAAAACUCCAGUCUCUCACUAACCAUCAGUUUGAAGAGCUUGCCAUGGACGUUUAUGAUGAAGUGGACAGAAGAGAAACUGAUGCAGUGUGGCUGGUGACUCAGAACCACGGCACUCUGUUAACAGACACAACUGUGGUGCCUUUCCUCCCUGUCAACCCUGAGUACUCAUCCACCAGAAACCAGGGCCGGCAGAAGCUAGCGAGGUUCAACGCACGUGAAUUUGCAACACUCGUCAUUGAUAUAUUAACUGACGCCAAACGUCGGCAACGGGGGAACUCCUGUGAAAGUCCCAGAGAGGACAUAGAGCUCAUCCUGAAGGGAAUCAACAGCCGUCAUGGGAGUGAUAACCAGGAUAAUGAAGACCAGCCAGAUUAUGACAGUGUGGCGUCUGAUGAAGAUUCAGAGCGGGAACCAGCAUCUGGGAAGAAUGGGAAAGAUGGCAGGACCAAGAGCUCAGAGUCGUCGGACUUGUCUGAUGGCCCAAUCACGUUACAUGAGUUCAUGGAGGUGAAGAGCGCCCUCACGGCCUCCGAGACCAAGAUACAGCAGCUGCUCAAGGUCAACUGUCACCUGAGUGAGGAGCUCCAGUUGAUGCAGAGCAAGCUGAACUCCCUGCAGACUGAGAAGUCCUCCCUGAGAUGGCAGACACCCGGUGGCCAGCAGCACCCCCAGGACCUCUCCGGCCGCCCCCCUCUCCCCGGAGGCCGCCCCAUGUCCAUGUAUGAGACGGGCUCGGCCAUGAGGCAGUAUCCCCACAGGGGCGAGCCUCCCCGCCGUGACGACAGCCUCACCGUCCAGCCCCUCCCUACAAACAUUGGGAGGGGUCCUUUGGGGAACGCCUCGUCCUCCCUCCCUACCUUCCCCUCCUCCCUGUCCUGGUCGCGGGACGAGCGAGCUCGAAGGGGUUGUAGCCUGGAGGGACAGAGCCACAUGCUGGAGAGUGACUAUGACAACACACCAAACCACACAGGACUGGAGGAGUCCGGUAUGGGCAGGAACAGCAGUUGGCUCGGGGAUAGCAGUACAGCAGAGCAGGGGGAGGAUGAGACUGAGGCUGACUCCACCCUGCCCUGCACAGAGGACGUCAUCUGUAAGACGGAGCAGAUCACCAAGAAUAUUCAGGACCUGCUGAGGGCCGCACAGGAGAACAAACGUGAGAGCUUUGUACCAUGCUCAGAAAGGAUCCAUGUGGCUGUGAGAGAGAUGGCCAUCCUGUUUCCAAAGUACCUCCUGCCUCCUCUCUCCUUUACUCAGAGGCCAUGCUCAGACACAGUGCGAGGGUCUCUGCGGCUGCUCACCUCUAGUGCCAGCCGGCUCCAUGGGGAGUGCCAGAAGGCCACGCCCCACAACCCUUGCCCCUCCGACAUGCAGCUGGUCACGCAGCAGGUCAUCCAGUGUGCCUAUGACAUUGCCAAGGCUGCCAAGCAACUCGUCACUGUGACAACCAAAGAAAACAGCAACUGAUUGUUUUUUUAACCCAAGGACUAACAUCCCUCUUAGAUAUUUGAUCAUAUAUAUUAUCAGUACUAAUUUCAAGUUAGUGUUUAUCAGUGUUAUUUGUAUGCCACCAUUUUUAUUUAAAGUACUCAAUUCGUCUUAGUAAAUUUUCUAGUGAAGAAUGUUUACAGAAAGUGUACCUUGCAAAAUGUGGGUCACCCAUGGGAUUUGUCCAUCAGUUUGUCUGUUAGGCAGGUCAUCAUACUCUAGCAGUAUGAGUACAUCUAUCUGGGAUUACCUCAAAAGGAGACAUUCAAGUUACUAAACAGUUUUGCAACAUUACACAUUUUAAACAGCCUUGGAUCAAUUUCAGGUGACUGAACAUUUGUGGUUGCUGGGAGUGCUUAUUCUUGGUGCUCUCUGCUAUGCAACAAGGACAGUUGGCUGUCGAAAGCUUUCAAACAGUUCGCUUUUAACUUCUUAUUCAAGGCUAAACACAUUGGGAUCUUGAACAUAGUCAGAUCCAUAAUUAUUGGCACCCUUGAUAAUGAUGAA
Molecule: messenger RNA, 2983 nt
Organism: Salvelinus namaycush (lake trout)
Lineage: Eukaryota; Metazoa; Chordata; Actinopteri; Salmoniformes; Salmonidae
Product: ARF GTPase-activating protein GIT2-like
Exons: 20
Coding region: 179-2455 (758 amino acids)
Biological process (GO): regulation of ARF protein signal transduction; brain development
Molecular function (GO): GTPase activator activity; protein binding
Source: RefSeq, a predicted model, not a curated record